AUGAGAGAAAAAUUAAUACUUAUACUAUUGGCUUUAAUCAGCUUCAGCGCAUGUUAACCAAUAAACUAGACUCAAUUAUGGUUUGAUUAUUAGUUGACUGACCACUUUAAUAUUACUAACAAUAGAACUUGGUCAUAAAGAUAUUGGGUUUUAGAUUAAUAUUAUAACCCUUAAAAUGGAUCAGUUUUACUUUAUAUUUGUGGAGAAUAUACUUGCCCUGGAAUACCUGAAGAGCGUUAAUUCCCUAUUUUAUUAGCUUAAAAAUUUAGUAGUUUAGUUUUAGUACUUGAGCACAGAUUUUAUGGUAACUCUAUGCCUUUUGGAGACUAAUCUAUGAAAUAACAUAAUCUUUACUUAUUGAAUGUUGAUUAAGCUUUGGCUGAUUUAGCAUACUUUAUCACUUAUGUUAAAGAUCAUCAUUUGCAUGGUGUUCAAAAUCAUAUUCCAUGGUUAACUAUUGGAGGUUCAUACCCAGGAGCAAUGUCAGCAUGGUUCAGAUAUAAAUAUCCUCAUUUAACUGUUGGAGCUUUAGCCUCAAGUGCAGUUGUUAAUGCUAUUUUAGACUAUUACUAAAUGGAUUAAUAGGUAAUUCUUUCAGCUCUUCGUUCUGGAGAAAAAUGUGCUCAAUCUAUCCAUGAUCUGAACAUAUAUGUUUAGAAUUUAUUACAAAAUCCAACAAGUGCUUAUGAAAUCAAAAAAUAAUUUAAUGCAGAACAUUUAAAUAAUGGAGAAUUCCUCUACUUCUAUACUGAUAUUUUUACUGGAAUGGUAUAAUAUGGUUCUCGUACUGUCCUUUGUAAUCAAACUUUGAAUUAUCCAACAAUUGAGUAAUAAUAUCAAUCUAUUUUAAACUAUACCAAGGAAAAUAACGUAACUGUUAACUAUUAUGGUUCAUACUAUCUUAGAAAUGAUACAUAUGAUCCUGAAAAUGAUGGAUCUAGAUAAUGGACUUGGUAAUAUUGUACGGAAUUUGGCUUUUUCUAAACAUGCUCUAAUCCUUAAACAGGAUCUAGAAGCACUGAAGUUAAUUUAGAUAUGUUUACAAACUUCUGUAAAUAAUCUUUUACACAAGACAUUUUUCCAAAUCCAAGCAGAGUAAAUAUUUAAUAUGGAGGAGUUAAUUUGAAGGCCACUAAUCUUAUUUUAACAAAUGGUAUUGAAGAUCCUUGGAGGUGGGCUGGAUUAUAAUAGUCAUCAGGUGAUAUAGUAAGCUAUCUUAUUGACUGUGAUGAUUGUGCUCAUUGUGUAGAUUUAUACACUCCAAAAGAAACAGAUGCUCUUGUAUUAAAGUAAACUAGAGAAAAAAUUGUUGAACACUUUUCUUAAUGGAUCAAAGAACACUAUGAUAGUCUUGAAAAAAGCAACUAAAACUUAAAUAUUACAAAGACUAAUUUUGUAAAAAGUUAAUUGUUAAGAUUGUGA
Tetrahymena thermophila SB210 is the source of this 1422-nucleotide messenger RNA. RefSeq names its product serine carboxypeptidase S28 family protein. Gene Ontology annotation, biological process: proteolysis. Lineage: Eukaryota; Ciliophora; Oligohymenophorea; Hymenostomatida; Tetrahymenidae. Gene Ontology annotation, molecular function: serine-type exopeptidase activity; dipeptidyl-peptidase activity. The transcript is spliced from 4 exons. The record is from RefSeq and is a predicted model, not a curated record.